Molecule: messenger RNA, 867 nt
Organism: Cylindrotheca closterium
Lineage: Eukaryota; Bacillariophyta; Bacillariophyceae; Bacillariales; Bacillariaceae
Source: the annotation of a GenBank genome assembly
AUGAAUGCACUAAAACCCUCCUUCAUGAAGAAAAAGAAGACCAUCACUCCGCAAAAGCCGAGUUCAUUCAAGGAUGAUGCGACUACCUCAUCAUCAACGUCUCUAAACUCAUCUAUUCGUAGCACCUCAAGCUCAAUGAGAGGAUACGACGAAAUGCAGUGUUUGAAGAAGAUCUCCUCCUUUUGCAAGGAAACUGACCGUGACGUCUCUACACAUCUGAUGUUCCGCAUUGCAUGCUUCCACGACUUUGACUUUGACCGAUCUAAGCAUACCAUCAUCACAAUGUCAGAUAGCAAAUACCUGGGCCUCCACAUGGAAGGUCCUCUCUCCAAACACUUUGGAAAACGAAUUGUGGUUCCUCUACCUGACCUCAAGGCAAGAGACAAAUCCAAUGUUGUCUACCUUCGCCCCAGUCGCUACUCAGGCACCAAGAACUCUCAAUUGAUGGUGGACAGUCUCUGCUAUGUGCUCAACGACCUCAGCAGUACCCAAUCACAAUGCCGUGCUGGGGUUACCGUGGUUGUGAACAUGAAGAAGUGGGCAAGAGACAACUUUGACCAAGAAAUGUGGGUCAAGAUGAUCCGCAUCCUUCAAGGAGACUUGGUACCGACCAAGGUCAUGAAUGUCCUUCUUGUGGAUGCUCCAGAAGAAUUCCGAAACGUGUGGGAGCUUCUCGAACAACUCAUGCCAAACACCUUCUACAAGAAGGUGAACUUUGUCAAGCAAAACAAGCUUGGCGACUAUUUCAAGGAUGGGUUCCAUGAACACCUUCCAAACGAGUUCAAACGUGGCUGGCUAAGUAUAGAUGAGGUUGUGGAAGACUACAUUGACUUGAAGCAAUACAACGACCAGCUGGUCGAUUUGUAA